This is a messenger RNA of Bufo gargarizans (Asiatic toad), 2127 nucleotides long. RefSeq names its product sterol 26-hydroxylase, mitochondrial-like. The transcript is spliced from 9 exons. Lineage: Eukaryota; Metazoa; Chordata; Amphibia; Anura; Bufonidae. Gene Ontology annotation, biological process: glucocorticoid biosynthetic process; C21-steroid hormone biosynthetic process; cortisol metabolic process. The coding region runs from base 64 to 1623 and encodes 519 amino acids. Gene Ontology annotation, molecular function: oxidoreductase activity, acting on paired donors, with incorporation or reduction of molecular oxygen; heme binding; iron ion binding. The record is from RefSeq and is a predicted model, not a curated record. Gene Ontology annotation, cellular component: mitochondrial inner membrane.
ACUUCACCAGUGGGAGGUCUCUGAGGUUUCUACUCACUGGAGAUAGCAGCUCUCACUUCAGACAUGAUCUCCACUUCUCUGAGACGCUGCCUCCUCCCUGGCAGGAUCAGUCCAGCGCUGCAGACAUGCAGGGUCAGGACCUCCCCGGCCAGAGCCUUACAUGGGGCUGCAGCUGCUGGAACAGCAGAGGGGGACAAGAAAGUGAAGACACUCAAUGAUUUGCCUGGACCUUCCCUGCUCGCCAACCUCUACUGGUUCUUCAUCAGGGGCUACCUGCUCCACACUCAUGAGCUGCAGCUGAUAUACAAGAAGCGCUAUGGAUCAUGGUGGAAGUCAGAGAUCGGCAAGUACCGGAUGGUUAACAUCGCAGAUCCAGUCAUUUUGGAGGUUGUUCUGCGACAGGAGGGGAAAUACCCCCUGAGGAACGAGAUCGACCUCUGGAGGUUACAUCGGGAACUGCGGAAUGUGUCUUAUGGGCCUUUCACAGAGCGUGGAGAGAAGUGGCAUUCCCUCAGGACCGUCUUAAACCAGAAGAUGUUGAAGCCUAAAGAAGCAAAGAGCUAUGCCAGGAGCAUUAACGAGGUCGUCUCAGACUUCAUGGUCAGGCUGCAGGACUUGCGCAAGCAGAGCCCGUCCGGGGAAACCGUCAACGACAUGGCCAACGAGAUGUACAGAUUCGCUUUUGAAGGGGUGUCCUGCAUCGUGUUUGAGACCAGGAUGGGCUGUUUGGAGAAAAAUAUUCCCCCCGAAACACAGAGGUUUAUAGACUCCAUUAACCAAAUGUUCAGGAAUACGGUAUUUGUGACCUUCCUGCCUGAGUGGACACGACGAGUCCUGCCAUACUGGGACCGCUACAUGGAAAACUGGGACAAUGUCUUUGAUUAUGGUAAGAAGCUGGUGGAUAAGAAGAUGAGUGAGAUCCAGGCGCGGCUCGAGAGCGGGGAGGAGGUGCAGGGCGAAUACCUGACCCACCUGUUAUCCAAUGGUAAACUCAGUCUCCCGGAGGUGUACGGCAGCGUGUGCGAGCUGCUGAUGGCCGGCGUGGACACCACAUCAAACACACUCUGCUGGUCUCUCUAUCACUUGGCACGAGAGCCGGAGCUCCAGAAAACCUUGUAUGAAGAGAUCACAAAGGCCGUCCCGAUGGAUUGCAUACCUGAAGCCGAUGAUAUCACCCACAUGCCUUUACUGAGGGCCGUGAUCAAGGAGACCCUGAGACUUUAUCCAGUCAUUCCAACCAAUGCAAGAAUUAUCAGUGAGCACGAGGUGGUAAUCGGAGACUACAAGUUCCCCAAAAAUACCCUCUUCGCAAUAAACCAUUACGCCAUCUCCAGGGAUGAAGCCAAUUUCAAGGACUCAGAAAAGUUUUAUCCACAGCGGUGGCUUCGAGAUGGGGGCAUGACACACCACCCAUUCAGCUCCAUACCCUUCGGCUACGGGCUGCGCGCCUGCGUGGGGAAGCGGAUCGCAGAGCUGGAGAUGCACUUGGCACUGUCUCGGAUUAUUAAGAUGUUCGAGGUUAAACCAGAUGCCAAAAUGGAAAACGUAAAACCGAUGGCACGUAUCGUCCUAUCACCGAGCGAGAAAAUCAACCUGCGGUUUAUAGAGAGGCGAUCCGCCUGAGGUCGGACACUUUAUAACUCUCCUCGGCAGCGGCCACCUCUCAUCAGAUACAGAAUCCUAUCCUGUAUUUCAUGCUGCAGGGGCGGGUAUUCUGCCUGGGGACCUGCUCAGAACAGGGGCCAGCCUCCUCCCGUAAAGCCUGAUUGUCAGGUGCGCUUAUUAAGGCUUCUUUUGGAGAUUUUUCUGGCUUUUGCACAUUUCAUUGUCCUUCCACCUGCAGCAACAUCUAAACCACUUGUCAAGCAGGAACUGCAACCCCCUGAGGGCCCAAGAGGCCAAAUCUGGGGCUCAUAUAGUCCAUAAGUGCCAACGUAGAAGUGGGUUUGCCUUAAAUUUUCUUUGAUUUUCUGGAUAAAUUCAGGUGUUCUUAGACUUUUCUAUUGACUUUGAGAAUAUAUUUUAUUAAAUCCUAGCGAGCAUUAGGAGAUUCACGUCAGAAAUUCAUGAUGAUUAUUCUGUUCAGAUCGGUUUCAAUAAAGUAAAUUGGUCAACUUUUUAUAUAAA